AUGACUCACAAAUACCCAGAUAAAGAACUCUCACAAAUCAUCAAAGAACUCCAAGAAGACAUUCCCAGCUUUCUCGAGAGUCCAAAAUUCACACGCAAUGAAAUUGAAUUCAUACACGCCAUGAAUGGAGUUGUUAAUCACGGAGAAGAAUACUUUGAAAGCCCACCUACGAAAUCGGUGCCGUAUCCGCAAGCUCCGAGGGGAGGUGCUGCUGUCAAAGUAGUUUUGUUUGUAACGGGAUUCUUGAUCUUGGUGAUUUGGUUGGCGUUGGCUUCGUUUUGCUUGUUGGUUUAUGGGGCUGUUGGUGAUGUUGGGGCAGGAGAGGGAGGAGGGGAUUUUUGGGGAUUUUUUCAGCGCUUGGAGGAAUGGUUGUAG
Messenger RNA from Botrytis porri, 375 nucleotides. RefSeq lists its product as uncharacterized. The transcript has a single exon. The record is from RefSeq and is a predicted model, not a curated record. Lineage: Eukaryota; Fungi; Ascomycota; Leotiomycetes; Helotiales; Sclerotiniaceae. Bases 1 to 375 code for a protein of 124 amino acids.